This is a messenger RNA of Linum tenue, 411 nucleotides long. NCBI's taxonomy places the organism in Eukaryota, Viridiplantae, Streptophyta, Magnoliopsida, Malpighiales, Linaceae. The record is from the annotation of a GenBank genome assembly.
AUGGAGAAGUUGAACGAGACCAACUACUCAAGUUGGAGCACCCGUAUGGAGUUUUAUCUCAGAGGCCAAAAGCUCUGGGAAAUCAUCACCAUCCCACCACCCAAAGAUGAGAAGUUAUUGGAGGACUGGAAGCAAAAAGCAGACAAGAUCAUGUACAUCCUUGCAGUCACAACAGAAGACCAAUUCCUGCCUCGCAUCAAGGAAAGCAAAUCCCCGAAGGAAGCUUGGGAUACUCUCUCCACAAUCUUCGCCAGGACCAAUGAGGCGAGACUCCAGAGACUGGAGAAUGAAUUGAUGUCACUAUCCCAAGAAACAUUGACCAUUGGUCAAUAUUUCAACAAAGUAAUAAUUCUUAACAAAUACAAAACCACAGGGGUUAAAAAUAUGUUUUCUCGAGUAGCUUUUGGAUAA